AUGGAGUCCAAGGGCAGCCGAGACCCUCGAUUUGGCGACCUCUAUCGCAGCUUCAUGCAGGAAUACGAGGACCUGCAACAUAUGAAGAGGGUAAAUAUCGCAACAACAGCUGAGAAGAUCAGAUGCUACUUACCGCAUCACGGGGUCCUGAAGGAGGCGAGCACGACGACGAAGCUCCGAGUCGUGUUCAACGGCUCUCAACGGACACGAACUGGGAACUCGCUGAAUUCGCAUCUGCUGACUGGGGCGAAUUUGCUGCCCGCUCUCACCGACGUGCUGCUGCGAUGGCGUUGGCACCGAUAUGUCUUCGUCACAGACAUCGAGAAGAUGUAUCGCCAAAUUCUCGUACAUCCUGAGGACUGCAGCCUUCAAACGAUACUGUGGCGUCAACACAAAACGAGCGAGAUCCAGGAGUACGAGCUGCUGACGGUGACCUACGGCAUGGCGUGUGCACCGUUCCUGGCCAUCCGAACGCUGCGGCAACUCUGUGCGGACGAAGGGGCGCAGUUUCCUCAAGGGGCCACAGCACUUCGGCGAGAUUGCUACGUCGACGACGUAGUCACCGGAGCGGACGACCUCGGCGAUGCCGUCAACCUCCAGACAGAGCUGCGCAAUCUCUGCAUGGCGGGCGGAUUUCCGCUGAGGAAGUGGGCUUCAAACAAUCCGGACGUCCUCAGCGGAGUCCCACAGGAGCACCGGCUGCAGCAAGGACCACAUUCCUGGGACGACGAGAGCCAUUCGACCUUGGGUCUGCGAUGGCAUCCUCAAGAAGACCGGUUUGCCUUCGCCAUACAUCCUCGUGUAGUCAGCGAGUUUACGAAGCGACGAGUCCUCGCAGAGACUGCACGGCUGUUUGACCCGAUGGGCUGGCUCGCACCUGUCGUGAUUCGGGCGAAGAUCCUGAUCCAGACCACCUGGCUUCAGCAACUCGACUGGGACACUCCACUACCUGCCAAGGACGUCAAACGUUGGCAACAGCUGCUGAACCAGCUACCUCUGCUCAGCAACAUACGGGUGAAUCGCUGGCUCAGCACCGACAGCGAUUACUCCACGUUGCAGAUCCACGGCUUCGCAGAUGCAUCAGAGCGAGGAUAUGCUGCCGCCGUUUACAUCCGCAACUCUGGAAAGAAACAAAUCACAAUCAAUUUAAUCAUGGGAAAUCCAAAGUCGCGCCCGUCAAGCCAGUUUCGUUGCCUCGCCUUGAACUUGCACCUGUGGUCCGAUUCCAAGGUCACUCUCCAUUGGAUCCAGGGACACGCCGCUCGCUGGAAAACGUUCGUCGCCAACCGGGUGGCUCACAUCCAGACUCAGCUCCCGGACGCUCAGUGGAGACACGUGGCCGGGAAGGACAAUCCUGCAGAUUGCGCAUCACGAGGAAUUAAUCCGGAAGAGUUAGUCAAUCACACGCUAUGGUGGACUGGACCUACCUGGUUGGCAUUGGACGAGACAGCGUGGCCCAGCUCAGAGGUCCACAUCGCAGAGGACGACCUUCCGGAACAACGCACCACCAGCCUGAUGACCAAGGGUGCCGUCAUCGUUGAACCGGAUCUUCUCCUUCGGUUCUCCACACUCCAUCGGCUGCUGCGCGUUACGGCCUGGUGUCGUCGAUGGCUCAACGUGGCGAGCCGAGAGGUCACACUUGGUCGUCCGCUGCAUCCUGACGAGCUGGACGCCGCCCUACUUCAGUGGCUUCGAAUUGUGCAGGCACUCCACUUCCCGGACGAGAUAGCCGCUGCCACCGCGGGACGUCCCGGUCCACCACGCAGUUCACUGAUCAAACUCAGUCCAUUCCUCGACGACCAAGGUGUACUGCGCGUAGGAGGGCGCCUCAAACACGCUCUGCUGCCUUACGACGAGAAGCACCCGGUGAUCGUUCCGCCGGCCUCCUGGAUGACGCGACUGCUCAUCGAGUCCUGCCAUCGUCGGUCUCUACACGGCGGCGUCCAGAUGACUCUCGGCUUGCUUCGUCUUCGAUUCUGGGUGCCACGAGGAAGGACCGUCAUUAAGCAGCAACUUCAUCGGUGCGUCACUUGCACUCGCUGGCGAGCGGCCACUCCACAGCCUCCAAUGGGCAACCUUCCGCGUGACCGAGUGACGCCGACUCGGCCAUUCCUGAGCACUGGCCUGGACUACGCGGGACCCAUCUUCAUCCGGACCAGCAAGGGGCGCGGACACCGCUCACAGAGAGGAUACAUAGCUGUCUUCGUAUGCUUUUGGUCGAAGGCUAUCCACCUCGAGGUCGUCUCGGACUACAGUUCCGAGGCCUUCAUCGCCGCCUUACGCCGCUUCGUCUCCCGCAGAGGCCUGUGUACGGACGUGUACAGCGACUGCGGCACGACGUUCGUCGGCGCCGAUCGCACCCUGCGCGAGCUCUUCAAGGCGUCAUCUUCCGAGGGCCAUCACAUCGCUCGCGCCGCCAACAAUCAAGGGAUCCGCUGGCACUUUAAUCCGCCAGCGGCCCCUCACUUCGGUGGUCUGUGGGAGGCUGCCGUAAAAUCCACAAAAUUCCACCUCCGUCGAGUAAUCGGCGAAACCACCCUCACAUAUGAGGAACUUAGCACACUCCUCACGCAAAUCGAGGCGUGUCUUAAUUCUCGUCCGUUGCAGGCUUUAUCAGACGAUCCGGACGACACUUCGGCGCUCACACCAGGCCACUUCCUCAUCGGGGCGCCGCUAUUAGCCGUACCUGAGCCAUCGUUGACUGGUCAACCAGCAUCCACUCUGUCACGCUGGCGUCAUCUCCAAUUGAUGCGAGACCAUUUUUGGCAGCGUUGGUCAGCGGAGUACGUGCACGGCCUCAACCCCCGCACCAAAUGGGUCAAGGCCGAGGCCGCACCUCACGUGGGGGACCUCUGUCUCAUUCGUUCGGAGCUCACCCCUCCGACUCGAUGGCCUCUCGCACGGAUCACGAUACUGCAUCCCGGGGACGACGGUAUCGUCCGCGUGGUUUCGGUCCGCACCGCCACAUCCGAAUUCGUGCGCCCGCUCGUUAAAUUAGUCAUGCUUCCGGGCGCGGAUCGUAUUCCUGGCAUGACUAACGCGGACACGUCGUCCGCCGGCACGUAA
Molecule: messenger RNA, 3066 nt
Organism: Nylanderia fulva
Lineage: Eukaryota; Metazoa; Arthropoda; Insecta; Hymenoptera; Formicidae
Source: RefSeq, a predicted model, not a curated record